Molecule: messenger RNA, 1532 nt
Organism: Prorocentrum cordatum
Lineage: Eukaryota; Dinophyceae; Prorocentrales; Prorocentraceae
Source: the annotation of a GenBank genome assembly
GCGAGUGGCACGAGGCGGCGGCCGCACCAGUGCCGUCGGCGAGGCCGCGCCCGCGGGCGCUCCCCACGGAGUCCCCGCAGCCCAAGGCGAGGCCGCGGCCGAGCGGCACGCCACCUCGGGCCCACCUGGCGAUCGAGGACGCGGUGGAUGCUCCGGAGGCGGCGCGAAGGAACCGCUGGACGCGGACGACAGCGCCGGAGGCGGCUGCUUCAGCGUCCCGCAGCUCGCCAGUGGCGACGGGGAUCGGCCUGGCGGAGGGCUUGGCGGGCCGCAGCGAGGAGGCGCAAGUCAUGGUGUUCGCGGAGCGGAAGCAGCCGGGGAUUUCCGCUGGGGUCCCCCUUUCGGGGGCGACUGCAGCAUCUCUGGGCCUCAACAGCGAGGAGACCGACGAGGCCGACUGGGAGGAGCUGAAGCGCCCCCGAAGGCUUCGCAAGGAGAAGAAGGAGAAGAAGGAGCCGAAGGCGCUGAGGCUGGUCAUGGCCUUCGACCUCGACGCCAGCGACGUCGAGGAGGCCUGGUUAUCGGACGAGUGGGCGCGCUGGUUUCACGACGCUGAUGAUGGUGCACACGUCGGCGGCGUGGAGGCGGCCCCUGGAGACAACGAACUCAAGCACCAGGAGGAGCAGGAGAGCGAUAUCGUGAAGGACGAUGUGCUGGAAGACUUCGUCGAGCAGGGCGUGGAGGAGUUUUUCGAGGGGCUCGACGUGGCGAGCUCUUCAGACGGCCUCAACAAGUUCGGCGAUAAGAUCUACUUCAAGACGGGCCUCGACAAGCAGGUGCCCGAGAGCAUCGAGUCGGGGGACAACUUCGGGAGUGCGAUGGCGGCCUGCAGUCAUCACACCUACGUGGACGAGCGAGGGCGGAAGGACCAGCGGCCGAAUCCGCUGGAGGCAGCCUCAGCUCGCAGCAUCAAGGGCGAGGCCGACGGCUUUUUGCGCCCGCGGCCCGACGUCAAGGGCGAGCGCGGCGAGGAGAAGCUCGAGGACCUCGUGAAAGUUUUGGAGGACGGCGACGGCGACUACAGCUGCGUCGAGUCCAAGUUUUUCGAGAAGAUGGUCGACUUGGAGGCCCUGCGCGAGGUCAACGCGGCCGCCUUCGGCAGGAAGGAGUUGGCACAAGGUCAGCGACUGGCGGCAGAUCGUCUCUGCGCUGACGUCGUGGUCAAGGAGCUGCCGCGGCCAUGGACGUUGGGCGUAGCCGAGCCCAAGGAGGACGGCGUGAAGCCUGGCGGACGUCGGCGUCGCAAGCGCUACGUGGAGGUCGUGAUGGGCGUCGACGACGACAGCGACUCCAUGGUCCUGCCGGUGCCACGUUCGUAUGCGGACGUCGUGAAGACCAGCAUGGACAGCAACGAGUUUGAGGGCGUAAGGCUCAGGCUGGAGAGCAGCGGCCUCAGGCUGGGCGACGACAGCGUGAAGGCGCUCGUGAAGUACUUCAAGGACGGCGGCAGCUGGGACACCUUCUUCCAGUGGGCCUAUGAGACGCGCGUGGGCGCGGACACGGAGCUGGUUGUGAAGACGAUGGAGCUCUGA